This is a messenger RNA of Anoplophora glabripennis (Asian longhorned beetle), 404 nucleotides long. RefSeq lists its product as uncharacterized. The transcript is spliced from 2 exons. NCBI's taxonomy places the organism in Eukaryota, Metazoa, Arthropoda, Insecta, Coleoptera, Cerambycidae. Gene Ontology annotation, cellular component: nucleus. The coding region runs from base 25 to 357 and encodes 110 amino acids. The record is from RefSeq and is a predicted model, not a curated record.
AGCGCAAAAAAAAAAUUAAUUAACAUGCUUAGAAACAACGAAGAACUUUUAAAGUCAAAGUUUUCAUCAACUUUUACCCACAAAAAGGCCCAAGAACAAUGGUCAACUAUUUCUGAAGCUUUAAAUGCUAUGCCAGGAGCAAAUAAAACUUGGGUGCAAUGGAAAAAGACUUGGGGAGAUUUAAAAAAAAAUGCCAAAAAGAAGAAUUCAGAGGUAAUCCAUUUUAUGAGGGGUACAGGUGGUGGACCACAGCAACAAAUAUCAACAACAGAGGAUGAAGAGGCAGUGAUGGAAUUACUUGAAACCACUGCUGUGGAAGGUGAUGAAAAUGUCAUGGAGUCAAGCGCUUAUGUAUGAGCCCUAGAUAAUUGUAAUAAUCUCUUGUUGGUUUCUAUUUUAUGUGU